AUGAGCCACAUCUGGACAGCUGCGCUGCGAAUGUACGGCCCCUUCUCGGGCCGACGUCGGCUGAGCACGUCUCCCACGUUCUCUCCUUGCAGCCACUUAUUAUUAUUCAUUUUCCCAAUGAAGCAACCUGGAAUCCAAGUUUAAAACUUUUCCCCUCUAAUGCGAGAGGGAGCCAGGUCCCAUCCUACUUGUUUAACGUUCUUGGAGCUCUGUGAUCCAAAGGACAGAAACAGCAACAAAAGCCCAGCCGCUGUCUGAUUUAAAACUGGCAAAGUGGGAAAACUAGUAUUGAGUAAGACCGAGUUGGUUAUGGGGAAUUUCAAAGGCCAUGCUCUCCCUGGAUCCUUCUUUCUUUUCAUGGGGAUUUGGUGGACUAUAAAGUGCAUUCUGAAAUAUGCCUUCAAAAAGCAGAAACGGACUUCUUACCUUGAUUCCAAAGCAUUAUUCCGUCGAAUUGAAAUUUUGGAAGGAAUCAUAUCAGUUGGAAUGACUUUAACUGGCAUCCUUGGAGAACAGUUUUUUCCUGGAGGACCACACCUGACCUUGUAUGACUACCAAGAGGGUCAGUGGGUCCAACUCCUGAGCUGGCAGCAUUUUACCAUGUACUUCUUCUUUGGGCUGCUGGGUGUGACAAACAUCUUAUCCUCUACCAUCAUUUCACUUCCUGCCUCCUUUAGCAAGUUAAUGUUAUCAAAUGCCUUAUUUGUGGAGGCUUUUGUCUUCUACAAUCACACUCAUGGCCGGGAAAUGCUGGACAUCUUUGUGCACAAGCUUCUGGUCUUGGUCAUCUUUUCGACAGGCCUGAUUGCCUUCUUGGAGCUCUUCACACAGACCAGUAUAACUGUGGAACUUCUGCGGACAAGCCUUAUCCUGCUUCAGGGAAGCUGGUUCUGGCAGAUUGGGUUUGUCCUUUAUCCUCCCAGUGGAGGUCCUGCAUGGGAUUUAAAGGAUCACGACAACAUUAUGUUUCUCUCCAUAUGCUUUUGUUGGCAUUAUGCAACAGCCAUUGUCAUCGUUGGAGCAAUUUAUGCCUUUGUCACCUGGUUGGUUAAAUCUCGAUUUACGAGGUUCUGCCCCUCAGAAGUUGGACUCCUGAAAAAUGCUGGACGAGAACAAGAAUCAGAAGAAGAGAUGUGACUUUGACGGGCAUCCAGUCUUUCUGGAUGAAAUUUUUCUUCUUCUAUUAUUAUUAAUCACAGUUUUGCCUUUUCACCUUUUGUUUGGAAAACAAUUGGUUGAGAAUGAUUCUUGGUGUCACAGUGCUGGGGGCUUGGAGUGGCUCUCCUCAGGUUAGCUACAGUGUGAUGCCCACAUUCUGAAAAAUAUUUGUUUUAUUUGCCUUAUAGAUAUAUAUGAUCAAGGUUCCUGGGCUUACUAUCAUUUGUAACUCAUUAUAGAUGUAAUUUCACUUGUUUUAUCUUCUUGCUACCUUGAGAAAUAAAUGAAUGCAUGGACCUCGGUUCAAACACCUUA
Molecule: messenger RNA, 1473 nt
Organism: Dama dama (fallow deer)
Lineage: Eukaryota; Metazoa; Chordata; Mammalia; Artiodactyla; Cervidae
Gene: TMEM45A
Product: transmembrane protein 45A
Exons: 6
Coding region: 310-1137 (275 amino acids)
Source: RefSeq, a predicted model, not a curated record